Molecule: messenger RNA, 834 nt
Organism: Talaromyces proteolyticus
Lineage: Eukaryota; Fungi; Ascomycota; Eurotiomycetes; Eurotiales; Trichocomaceae
Product: RTA1 like protein-domain-containing protein
Exons: 2
Coding region: 1-834 (277 amino acids)
Cellular component (GO): membrane
Source: RefSeq, a predicted model, not a curated record
AUGCCUACCCUCGAAACCUAUGAGGGUGCCUAUCUAUGGAACUACGUUCCAAGCCUUCCCCUUGCUGCAACGUUUGCUGGGAUAUUUACCCUCGCCACUGCACUUCACUGUGUUAAGCUCUACAAAACUAGACAUUGGUUUACAAUUCCAUUCUUGAUGGGUGGUUUCAGCGAAAUAAUUGGAUACGUUAGUCGAGCAGCCUCGACCUACAACACUGGAAACUUGGCAACUUACCUUAUUCAAGACAUAUUCCUCGUCAUUCCUCCACUCGGGUUCGCCGCAACGCUCUACGCUACAUAUUCUCGCAUUGUGAGGGCCAUUCAUGGUGAGGCCUUCUCACCAGUACCUAUCAGAUGGGCUACCUGGAUAUUCGUUGUUGGUGAUCUCACCUGCUUCUCAGUACAGGGCAACGCGGCCGGACUGCUCGGCAAUCCAGAUCUUGCCCUCACUGGCGACUACAUUAUUAUCGCCGGCCUGAUUUUGCAGAUCAUCGUUUUUGUUUUCUUCAUAACCUGCUGCGUGAUCUUCAACAAAAGAAUGAGAGUGCAUAUGGCAAAAACGGGGACAGUCUUUAAUCUUCCCUGGCAGUCUUGGUUCACUAUGCUCUACAUGACCUCUGCUGCCACACUGAUACGCAAUAUUUACCGGGUGGUGGAAUUCGUCAUGCAAGCUAUAGAUCAAGAGGGAUAUCUUCUUACCAAUGAAUGGCCUCUCUAUGUGUUUGACGCUGCUUUGAUGCUAUUUGUUAUGACCAGUUUUUACAUUUGGUAUCCGAACACGCUUCGAGCUCAAAUACGAGAGUCGAUGACAGAGCUCAGAUCAAACUCGACAUGA